AUGCCCGAGCCCAGGACGACGAGGCUGAGGUCUUCGACCACGGGCGACGUCGCCGCUAUGGCAGCUGCUGUUGCCAAUGUCGCUGCCAGCACGUCGACUCACGAUGCCUUGCCGUCCAUCCGGUUCUCUGCCUACUUCGACCCCCGUGCUACGCGGCCCAGCUUGUCGUUCUCACCCGUGGCCCGAACACUGCCUUCUGGAGGCGAGACCAUUCGUGUCGGGCGAUACUCGGAGCGAGAGAACCAGCCGGCCGUCCCUCACAACGUCCCGUCGGCCGCACCCGUGGGUUUCAAAAGCAAGGUUGUCAGUCGACGUCACUGUGAAUUUUGGUACGACCAGGGCAAGUGGUAUAUCAAAGAUGUCAAGUCUUCAUCUGGUACCUUUCUCAACCACAUCCGCCUGAGUCCCCCCGGCACAGAGUCAAAGCCAUUCCCUAUCAACGACGGCGACAUCGUGCAGCUUGGUAUCGAUUUCAAGGGCGGCGAAGAAAUGAUAUUUCGCUGCGUCAAGAUGCGGUUGGAGUUAAACCGAGGCUGGCAGAACAAGCCCAAUGCUUUCAAUGUCCAAAAUCACAAGCGUCUGCGCAACUUGACGUCCUCUGCCAACUCGACAAACUCGACGCAAGACUGCUCGAUUUGCCUCAACUCCAUUGCCCCCUGCCAGAGCCUCUUCGUCGCGCCGUGUUCGCACACAUGGCACUACAAGUGCAUUCGCGCUCUGCUAAACACUCCACAAUAUCCCACGUUUGUCUGUCCAAACUGCCGUAUGGCCGCGGAUUUGGAAGCCGACAUCGAGGAUCCAGACGAAGACUGGGACGUCGAAGCCGAGGAGUCGGAGAAGAAAGAAGACGACGGGUCUGGUGUUGACGCCAAGGUGCCCACCUCGGAUCACUCGCAAGAUGUGCGGGAGGCGCGACCUGAAGGCCGUGUCAGCAGCGACGGCGACGAGCUUGUGGACGUGACCGGACGCCAGGAGGAACGCGCGACCCGCAACACAGCUGCCGACCGAAGCACGUUGAUUCCGAGCUCCGUAUCGCAGCCCAUGACAAUACGAUCGCCAUCAGGGCCUCUACAUCUCAUAAACGGUUCGUCACGCGAUAGGACGCCGUCGCCGCCGGGACAGCCCCACCUGAAUGGCCACGAGGGCCCCAUCACGCCGAGAAACGACGCGGGACCAUGGGUGUUUGACGGCAGCGCCGCCGGCAGCCGAAACGCGUCAAUGUCUGAGGAGGCAGGCGGUAUGCGCUCAUUAGACGCUGCCACGGAGAUGGAUGUCGACAGAUAG
This is a messenger RNA of Verticillium alfalfae VaMs.102, 1284 nucleotides long. RefSeq names its product RING finger protein. Gene Ontology annotation, biological process: negative regulation of septation initiation signaling; ubiquitin-dependent protein catabolic process; protein ubiquitination. The record is from RefSeq and is a predicted model, not a curated record. The coding region runs from base 1 to 1284 and encodes 427 amino acids. Gene Ontology annotation, cellular component: ubiquitin ligase complex; mitotic spindle pole body; cytosol. Gene Ontology annotation, molecular function: ubiquitin protein ligase activity; protein binding. Lineage: Eukaryota; Fungi; Ascomycota; Sordariomycetes; Glomerellales; Plectosphaerellaceae. The transcript is spliced from 3 exons.